AGAGACGCAACUGUAGGAUGAGGUUUAUCUUGCGUCAUCUGAAUUCACUUGGAGUGAUCAACAAAUUUGAUUCCUUUCUUCUACAUUAUCAUACCAACUCGCUUAAAUCUAACCACACUUUGAAGCAUUAUCUUGAAUCUGGGAAGCCAAUUAAAGCUCUUUUGAAUUUCCGGCAUCGCUUCAGAGAAAGUCCCAGUUUUAUUGACAGUUUCUCUGUGUUGUUUGCCAUUAAAGCUUCGUCAGCUCAGAAAGCUUCCUCUUUUGAUGGUAGACAGAUCCACGCUCUUGUAAGGAAGCUAGGGUUCAAUACCGUAAUUCAAAUUCAAACAUCUCUGGUGGGGUUUUACUCUUCCGCGGGUGAUCUCGAUGAUGCACGCCAAGUGUUCGACGAAACGCCUGAGAAACAGAACAUUGUCUUGUGGACAGCGAUGAUUUCAGCGUACAGUGAGAAUGAGAACUCUGUGGAAGCUAUUGAGCUGUUUAACCGAAUGGAAGCGGAGAAGAUCGAACUUGAUGAAGUGAUUGUGACUGUGGCUUUAUCCGCUUGUGCUGAUCUUGGGGCAGUGCAGAUGGGAGAACGGAUUUAUUUGCGGAGCAUCAAGAGGAAACGAAGACUGGCUAUGGAUGUAACUCUGAGAAACUCACUUCUUAACAUGUACGUGAAAUCUGGGGAAAUUGAGAAAGCUAGGAAAUUGUUUGAUGAAAUUAUGAGAAAAGAUGUGACUACUUACACAUCUAUGAUCUUCGGGUAUGCUUUAAAUGGUCAAGCUCAAGAAUCUUUAGAACUCUUCAAGAAGAUGAAGACGAUUGAUGAUCAGCGACAAGACAUUGUUAUUACUCCAAAUGAUGUGACUUUCAUCGGCGUCUUGAUGGCUUGUAGUCACAGUGGAUUAGUGGAAGAAGGAAAACGGCAUUUCAAGAGCAUGAUUGUGGAUUACAAUCUGAAACCUAGAGACGCUCAUUUUGGGUGUAUGGUCGAUUUGUUUUGUCGUUCAGGUCAUUUGAAGGAUGCUCACGAGUUCAUCAAUCAAAUGCCGGUACAGCCAAACGCUGUGAUAUGGAGAACACUGCUUGGCGCUUGCAGUCUUCACGGGAAUGUUGAUCUCGGAGAAGAAGUUCAGAAACGGAUCUUUGAGUUAGAUCGUGAUCAUAUAGGAGAUUAUAUUGCGUUGUCAAAUAUAUACGCUUCAAAAGGAAUGUGGGAUGAGAAAUCGAAGAUGAGGGAUCGUGUGAGGAAGAGAAGAGUACCUGGUAAAAGCUGGAUAGAACUCGGAAGCAUUAUCACUGAGUUUGUCUCAGGACAUGAUGAUAAUGAUGAGCAGCUGAUGAUGGGAGAGAUUAGUGAGUUCUUCAUCUUCUUCUUCUCUAUGGAUGCGAUCCUUUCCCCAGCCGUGGAGGCGGAACGAACCGCCGACUCAACGAUCGACACAGUUUAUCGUUUGAUCGCCGGCGCUUUCUCCGGCGCACUUACUGGAAUUUUCGCUAUGGCUGGAGCUUUCACUGGAGCUGUAACUGGUGCGGUGGCAGGAAGAGCUGCUCAGUAUGGAGUUCUCCGUGGGGCUGCACUUGGCGCUGUUGCUGGAGCUAUCCUCUCUGUUGAAGUGUUGGAGGCUUCUCGUGCGUACUGGUAUUUAGAGCUGUCAGGAUCAAGGGGUCCAUCAUCUAUGGCAGAUUUUGUAGAGCAACUGUUUCGUGGGAGACUGGUAGAUGAACAACUUAUGUCAACAAUGAUAAAUUCACACCAUUGGCAGUUAAGGAUUUCCGAUGUAAGUUAUGAAGAGCGGGAUGAUGUUUAUGGUGAAUUGGAAGCUAGAGGCUUGUCGGGUGACUCUUUAAGGAAACUACCGUGCUUUAUCAUGUCAAGUGAAAUGGUCAAGAGGCAGGUCACUCACUGCACAAUUUGUCUGCAGGACAUCAAAACGGGGGAAAUCACACGAAGCUUACCGAGAUGUGAUCAUACGUUUCAUCUGGUUUGUGUUGAUAAAUGGCUCAUCAGACACGGGUCGUGCCCCAUCUGCAGACAGGCCGUUAAAGAUUAAAACACCACUGUUCCCGCGCUGUGUACAUAGCAAAAACACAUUAUCCUUAUAUGUUGUUGUAACUUGUAAGUCUCAAAACCCUUUCUUCUGUAUUUUUUCCUCAUUUCAUCUAGAGCAAUAUCACCUUCAGCCAUAGGUUUCUACUUUUGAAUGUAUAUUGUUGUACACAUGAAUAAGAACACCUACAGAUGUAUUGGAAAGAAUAUAGAACUUGAUCAAGU
Messenger RNA from Arabidopsis arenosa, 2260 nucleotides. The record is from the annotation of a GenBank genome assembly. Lineage: Eukaryota; Viridiplantae; Streptophyta; Magnoliopsida; Brassicales; Brassicaceae.